This is a messenger RNA of Auanema sp. JU1783, 2406 nucleotides long. Lineage: Eukaryota; Metazoa; Nematoda; Chromadorea; Rhabditida; Rhabditidae. The record is from the annotation of a GenBank genome assembly.
AUGAAUCUCUACAUAUUAUUAGCCAUUCUUCCUCUUGUAUCAACGCAAUCGUUCUCAAAAUCACAUCUCGGCUUUCCUGAAGCUUGGGAUGGUGACAAAUACAAAGAAUUGUAUUGUCCCAGUAAGAAUAUUCCAAAGUUUUUAGAUGGAUACUUCCUUUGUCAAUUGUCAGCUUCUUAUGGUGAUAUCAAUGCUGAGCCAGGACAUAGGUUGAAUCAUAUGAUUGACGCUAUUGGUGCUGUUGGAUCUUUCCAUAUCAGCAAAGGAGAAGUCAUAUUCUCUUCUCAAUACUAUCCUUCGUUACCUUAUAAAAUCUGGGAAUUUUAUGAUCGUAACAUGUCUUUGGCUUCAGUCCCAUGGGCUGGCUGGUCAGACUACAACUUAACCGCCAUGACACGUUGGGAGCAGGUGCCAGGCAAUCCUAACUCCGCACGCUUCCACCCCAAUCUUGAUUUCUGGAAAGUAGGAAAGAGAAUUGUAGCCGGAACUGAAGCUCCUCAUUGGGUUGGAUAUGAAUUUGAUGUCAAAUCACUAAGCAACUUCCACUUGUUUAACUUCACUGAAGAUAACAAUGUAUUCGGAAACAAAAAAUCUCCAAUGAUUCCUAUUUCCAUGGCUAUUCAUGAGCGCAACGAUCCUGAUGGAACUAUUUGGGGUUCAUUUUCAGCAAUGAACUUUGAGGAACAGCGCUUCUACCAGGGAAUAUUCACAUUAGACGUAAAUGGAGUACGAAAGGUUGUUGGUAUGUACGAUUAUGGAGUAUGGGACUCAAAUUCAUGUGGAAGCAAUGAUGAAUACAUUGGUGACAAGACAUUACUACCUGGAUACAUUCAUUCAAUUACAUCAACAGAGAAUUAUGUUAUCAUUCCAAUUACAUCAUUACUCAUCAAUCCUUGUAAAUUCAAGGAACCACCAAUGACAAACAUCAGAUCUGCUAUUCAGAAAGGAGGUCUUUGGGGAAUGGAUUUCCAUGAUAUGGUCCCAAUUAGAUUCCUUAUCUUCAACAAGAAAACCAAACAGUUUUCUACUCAAAAGCCACUUGAAGUCUUCCCAUCCAUGUUUGUUACUCAUCAAUUGAAUGCAUUCGAAAAGCCAGAUGGAAACAUCGUUGCUGAUAUGGUUGUCUAUGACUCUCCAGAUCCAUACAUGAAGUACUUCUACACAGACUUCUUAACCAAGAACUUGUAUCCAGCUACUGCUCGUAUUCUCCGUUUCACAUUAGAUGCUUCUCAACACCGUGUUAUGUACAACUAUCUGACUCCUCAAGAAACAGUUGCUGGAGAUUUCCCACAAAUUAACAAACAAUAUGAACAGAAACCAUAUCAAUGGGUUUAUAUGGUCGAACAUCCAUUUGCCUCAGACAACAAGAUCAUGAAGAUCAAUAUUGAUGAUACUACUGGUGCUCGUAACAAGGAAUUCAAAACUGAUGCUUCAUUCAUUCUUCAUGAACCUUGGUUUGUGCCAAAUCCAUCAAGCCGUAGUGAAGAUGAUGGUGUUUUACUCAUCCGUGCUUUGGAUACGAAUGAAAACAAGGGAGUUUUGUUAGUUGUAUCAGCUGACACUAUGCAAGAGAUUGGAAGAGCUUACGUUCCCAUCAGUAUUCCAUUCGGAUUCCAUAACAGAUAUUUCUCAAAGAGUGAUUUGGGACUUGCUCCAGGUGUCCAAGGCAACUUGUUUAGCAGUCAACCCCGUAAUGCUGAAAUGAAGAAGUUCCAAAGACCAUACGCUUCAACACCAAAGUUCGCAAACACUCAAACAACAACUUUGGGCAGAUACAACAUUAUCACAACAAGAAGCACACCAGCAAGCUCGACUACAACAGUGCAAAAUGUGCCUAUCACAACAACAACAACAUCUACCCCAUCGACCACGACAACAACUGAAGCGAAAAUCGAAACAGUAACAACCCAGAAGCCACUGCCCACCACCACAACUCCAACAACUACAAGAAAGCCAAUAGCUGUUCCUACUCAGCAAAAUCCUAAAGUUCCACGAUGGUGGCCACUCAUGUCUUCCACAACUUCUCAACCAUGGUGGAUGAAAGCUCAAAUGACCCAAACUUCUACUUUACCAUCACUGUUCAAACAGACUAAUCAGAACCCACUUCAAAACAAACAAGGUAACUCUAUUGAAGGAGUCAAUACAAUCGACAAUGUAGAAUCAACUUCAUUAGAAUUAAUUUAUGAUCAAACAUUGAGCACAUUGUGUUCAUGGUUACCAAAGGUUAUCACUAGUAUCUCAAAUGAUAUUUGUUUACAACAAGGAAAGAAAGCUGUUAAAUGGAUGGGUCCUAUUGCUUCAUCAUAUUCAUCCUCUCUUCAACCUACGCAACAAACUAAAGAGAAGAUCAACAACCUUCCAGGAAUUCCAGCAGUCAAACCAAAGAUGCAUCCUGUACAAAACUAA